Ictalurus furcatus (blue catfish) is the source of this 1748-nucleotide messenger RNA. It is a transcript of the gene decr2, whose product is annotated as 2,4-dienoyl CoA reductase 2, peroxisomal. The coding region runs from base 178 to 1059 and encodes 293 amino acids. The transcript is spliced from 10 exons. Gene Ontology annotation, biological process: fatty acid catabolic process. The record is from RefSeq and is a predicted model, not a curated record. Gene Ontology annotation, molecular function: 2,4-dienoyl-CoA reductase (NADPH) activity. Lineage: Eukaryota; Metazoa; Chordata; Actinopteri; Siluriformes; Ictaluridae.
CGCAUUUACAACACGUCACCGGUACAAGGUCCGGUGUAAACUCGGCUGUGUUGUGUGUGUUUUUGUUUUUUAAAAAAAUGAGCAUUAGUUUGAUAAUAUAACUUGUUUUCGGGUGCACGACUGCGUUUUUGUUGUCGUUGUUGUUGUUUUUCAGGAUCAGUUUAGCGGAUUGAGAGAAUGGCGGAGGCUCCGGAGGACGUGCACACGGAUGAGUGUCUCAGCACAUACACACACAUCUACAGCCAGGACCUGCUCAAGGAUCAAGUGGCGUUCAUAACGGGCGGCGGCUCCGGCAUCGGCUUCCGUAUCGCCGAGGUUCUAAUGAGGCACGGCUGUGACACGGUCAUCGCCAGCAGGAACCUGGAGAAGCUCACCGAGGCGGCUAAGAAGCUGACCAGCGCCACGGGACGACACUGCCUGCCCCUGCAGAUGGACGUGCGUCAGCCGGACACCAUCUCUACCGCUGUGGACGAGAUGCUGAAAGAGUUUGGACGUGUCGAUAUUCUUAUCAACAACGCGGCGGGGAACUUCCUGUGUCCUGCCGCCGCUCUGUCCUUCAACGCCUUCAAAACGGUUUUGGAGAUUGACACCAUGGGAACGUUUAACACCAGCAAAGUCGUCUAUGAAAAAUGGUUUAAGGAUCACAGCGGCUCCAUCGUGAACAUCUCAGCCACGCUCGGAUACAAAGGUCAAGCGCUCCAGGUGCAUGCUGGGUCGGCAAAGGCUGCCAACGAUGCCAUGACAAGACACUUGGCGGUGGAAUGGGGUCCCAAUGGCGUCAGGGUGAACACUGUGGCACCAGGUCCAAUCUCUGGCACCGAGGGUUACCGCAGACUCGGUGGCUCUCAUGCGGAGAGUGCAGGAAUUUUCCGGACCAUUCCUCUGCAGAGGGCGGGAAACAAAACGGAAAUGGCGCACACUGUUCUUUUCCUGGCAAGCCGUGCGGCUUCGUAUGUCACCGGUGCCACGGUAGUUGCGGAUGGAGGGGCGUGGCUUACCUCAGCCAAUGAUGUGGAGCGCUUGCUUGGUAUACACUCGUCUCGCUCUGCUAAACUUUGAGAGGCAGCACUGCACACAGAUCUUUGGUCACAAGAGAAAAGGAAAGACAAAUAAACCUGAUCUGGGAGGAGUGAAGACAUCAUCACAGAUUCUGAUCAUUAAAAUACAUUUAAUAAUGAGAUACUGCACACGCCCAGUUGUAUAUCAAUACGUACCGCAUGGUAGGUAUGAUGCUGGUCUGUGAAAAAAUCCUGUACCUAAUGUGCCUUCUGGAGAUAUAUAUUCAGUAUGCAAGAUAAUUAUUGUUAAUGACUGGAGAUGUGAAAUAGGCGUUCCUUGGUUCCUGAAGGGUUCUUUGUUUAAGGGUACCUUUCUAAUGGGGAUUUGAAAGGGGAACUCUCUACAAAAACCUUUAAGAUUUCCCAUAGAACAGGGGGUUCUCAAACUUUCUUAUAGUCAAGAACCCCUACAAGUGCAAAAAAACAACAACAAAAAAACAACUGGAGCCAGAGAUUAAAUUAUUUUUCUCUAUUUUUAAUAAAAUUGAAUUGUUAGAUUCCAGGUAAUGGUAGGUCGUGUUACACCACAGUAACAAAAUUAGAAAACUGAGGACCCCUUGACUCUGUUUCACAAACCUUUUUGAUGAUCGAAGAUUGUAACAUGUUUAGAAAACAUUAAUGUAAAUAUAAUUUCUCUAUUCUAGCCCUACACACACGGUUUCUGUAAUAAAACCUAUAUAAUUCUUGCUA